AUGUCUUUAUAUUCAAUUCCUACUCAAGCCGGUUCGGCUGCUAUCCCAAUUGUUGCUCCGACUUCAGAAAAAGAAAUUCCUAAGAACGUUCCUUCUAAAUAUUCAACUCAGGAUUCCAAAGCGCGGACUUGUCGAAAUUUGAUUAUACAUGGUUAUUGUAAAUACGAGGGAAAAGGAUGCAAGUUCAAUCACGAUAUUAACAAAUCGACAUCUCCUCCAAACAGUCCUGAAACGGCUAAAUCCAAGUUAAGCGUCAAUUCUCCUGUAUUCAAACCGUCUACUAUCCUUUCGACGAUUUCUCCGGAGGUUGUAAACGCCCCGCCAUUCAUUCCCAAAAACCACCAAUUGAGCGUUGAUGAAACACCAAUCACUCCUCCAAGUGCACCAGGUUCACCACAACAGCAGCUUUUUGAUUCUGGCGAACACGAAUAUGACAAAGAUAUUUCGAUAUUUGACCCUACUAUUGGUUUCUACCCAUCACAGUCAUUAACAUCACCUAAACCCAAGUUUUUAGCAACGCAAUUUUCUGCUCUUGACACAUUGCCGGAUGUGACAACUCAUCAUAUGAAUAGUACAAGUUAUUUCACAAGUUCACAUUAUGUGGAUCCAUUUUUAUAUCAAUCACAGCAAACAUUAAUUCCUCAACCG
Molecule: messenger RNA, 648 nt
Organism: Scutellospora calospora
Lineage: Eukaryota; Fungi; Glomeromycota; Glomeromycetes; Diversisporales; Gigasporaceae
Source: the annotation of a GenBank genome assembly